CCUGCCCCUCCUCGGCCCAGAAAUGGCUACCAGCCCCAUCGGCCUCCCGGGGGAGGUGGGGGCAAGAGGAGAAAUAGCUGUAACGUGGGAGGAGGUGGUGGAGGCUUCAAACAUCCGGCCUUCAAGAGACGCCGGCGGGUGAAUUCGGACUGUGACCCUGUGUUGCCCUCCAACUUCCUCUUGGGGGGCAAUAUCUUUGAUCCCCUGAACCUGAAUAGCCUCCUGGACGAGGAAGUGAGUCGUGCACUCAAUGCAGAGACCCCUAAGUCAUCCCCACUUCCGGCCAAGGGUCGAGAUCCAGUGGAGAUCCUCAUCCCCAAAGAUAUCACAGACCCGCUCAGUCUCAAUACUUGCACUGAUGAGGGCCAAGUAGUUCUUGCUUCGCCACUCAAGACUGGUCGCAAGCGGCAUAGACACCGGGGACAGCACCACCAACAGCAGCAGGCAUCUGGAGGGAACGAUAACCACGCUGUGCUGCCCACAGCCCCCCUGACCCCGUCACUCCAAGGGGAGGGUGCCACACAGCAGCAGCAGCAGCAGCAGCGGCACCGGGGCCAGAACCGGGAUGCCCCCCAGCCCUAUGAACUCAACACAGCCAUCAACUGCAGGGAUGAGGUCGUGUCUCCCCUUCCAUCUGCCCUGCAGGGUCCCUCAGGGUCCCUUUCAGCCCCUUCAGCUGCCUCAGUUACCUCUGCACCCUCGUCUUCCUCCUCCCGACAUCGCAAACGACGCAGGACUUCCAGCAAGUCGGAGGCAGGGGCAAGGGGUGGAGGCCAGGGUCCCAAGGAAAAGGGCCGAGGCAAUGGGGGAAGCCGCCACCACCCACUACCUGCAGCAGGAUUCAAAAAGCAGCAGCGCAAGUUCCAGUAUGGGAAUUAUUGCAAGUACUAUGGGUACCGCAAUCCUUCCUGUGAGGAUGGGCGCCUUCGGGUGUUGAAGCCUGAGUGGUUUCGGGGCCGGGACGUCCUGGAUCUGGGCUGCAAUGUGGGCCAUCUGACCCUGAGCAUUGCCUGCAAGUGGGGCCCGUCCCGCAUGGUGGGGCUGGAUAUCGAUGCCCGGCUCAUCCACUCGGCCCGCCAAAAUAUCCGACACUACCUGUCUGAGGAGCUGCGCCUCCCACCCCAGACUUCUGAGGGGGACCCCGGGGGAGAGGAUGAGGAAGGGACUGCCACUAUCCGAAAAAGGAGCUGCUUCCCAGCCUCACUGACAGCCAGCCGGGGUCCCAUCGCUGCACCCCAAGUGCCCUUGGAUGGAGCAGACACGUCUGUCUUCCCCAACAAUGUUGUCUUCGUUACGGGAAACUAUGUGCUGGAUCAAGAUGAGUUGGUGGAGGCCCAAACAGCCGAGUAUGACGUGGUUCUCUGCCUCAGCCUCACCAAGUGGGUACAUCUGAACUGGGGAGAUGAGGGGCUGAAGCGCAUGUUCCGCAGGAUCUACAGGCACCUACGCCCUGGGGGCAUCCUAGUCCUGGAGCCCCAACCAUGGUCAUCUUAUGGCAAGAGAAAGACUCUCACAGAAACAAUCUACAAGAACUACUAUCGAAUCCAGCUGAAGCCAGAACAGUUCAGUUCCUACCUGACAUCCCCAGAGGUGGGCUUCUCCAGCUAUGAGCUUGUGGCCACACCCCACAAUACCUCCAAAGGCUUCCAGCGUCCUGUGUACCUGUUCCACAAGGCCCAUUCCCCCAGCCACUAAGUGGCCCCCUGAAGAGAAAGUGUGAAGAGGUUGCCCUUGCUGCUCCUAAGAACCUGGGGGAAGAGGAAAGUAUCCCAAGGCCUUUCUGACUAUAAAAGUUUCCUUUCUUGGAUCUGCAAAGAAAGCUUUUAAAUUGCUGCUCCAGUCUCCUCACCUACAUCUCUGGCAUCUGAGCAGCAAGUCCAGCUGUGCUGGAAUUAUCUUCCGCUCCCCACCAGCCCACUGGGCUGGAUGGCAUGACUGUUUGCUGAUCUGUUCUCCUAGGGUGUGGGAAGUGGCAAGCAUCAAAUUCUCUAAUCCUUUCCUUCUGCUCUCCCAGGGAGAUUCCCUUUUCUCCUCAGCCCUUGUCUCUAGCUGCAUUUCAGUGGACCACAGAAGAAUGGACUGAGGGUUAGAGGGGGAAGCUUGGCAGGGAGGCACACAAUACUGUGAAAAUCCUUCUGCUGGCCCCCAGUGGGAGAGAGGGCUGGGUUUGGAAUGUGAGAGCACAAUAAACUUGAUGUCUAGGA
Fukomys damarensis (Damara mole-rat) is the source of this 2204-nucleotide messenger RNA. It is a transcript of the gene Mepce, whose product is annotated as methylphosphate capping enzyme. The record is from RefSeq and is a predicted model, not a curated record. The transcript has 4 exons. Lineage: Eukaryota; Metazoa; Chordata; Mammalia; Rodentia; Bathyergidae. Gene Ontology annotation, molecular function: RNA methyltransferase activity; O-methyltransferase activity; snRNA binding. The annotation marks the transcript as partial. Gene Ontology annotation, biological process: snRNA modification.